Messenger RNA from Baudoinia panamericana UAMH 10762, 620 nucleotides. RefSeq lists its product as uncharacterized. Lineage: Eukaryota; Fungi; Ascomycota; Dothideomycetes; Mycosphaerellales; Teratosphaeriaceae. Bases 139 to 309 code for a protein of 56 amino acids. The record is from RefSeq and is a predicted model, not a curated record. The transcript has a single exon.
UCUUCACCGCUUCCGUCGUCCUCACUCUUAUCUCACGACUAUGAACCACCACACCAAGAGAGAGUCUUUUUCUAACCACUCUCAGCCCGUGAGCAGUGUCCGUAAAUCCGGAUCAAGGGCGUUCCCAAAGAUGACAAUAUGGAAAAUCUGAUCGCUACACCCAAGCCAUUCCCCGAUCAGCUUGGUGUUGCAAAAGAGGCCAUCUCUGCCAUUCGUCCCGAUGACUGCUCGAUGUCACGGGGUCUGGGUAAGGAAGUUGUCAAGCUUAUCUGUCAAUGGUACGGCGGUUACUGUAGCAGCAGAAGCUAACAGCCUAUUUGCUGCAAUCGCCGGGAACGAGCGGGUCGAAGCCUCACCCUGCCACGUGUUUGUCGAGAUGGAACAUGUUUGGUGGAACGAGGCCAGCGUCGACAAGUACUGCGAUCUCACACGUAUUGCCAAUGUCAGCCCAACCAUCCGGAAUUAUAGUCUCUAUCAUCGUCCUGCUAUGGGUUGACCACCGUCUACGCAGCAUCACAUUUUAAUGUGCUGUAUUCGGUACAAACCCAGUCGGAGUACAGAACAGCGCCUUGCAUACCAGAAGUCAUAGAACUGCGCCGGCGACAGCGCGCAUUGCAGAG